CGUCUGCUAAAUGACUAAAAUAAAAAUGUAGACAUCAGCGUUCCCACAAUUUUCAAACGCUCCGGGUCUGGUUUUCGAGACUAGUGGUGUUGGGUGAUUAUGGGCCCGGUCACUUUCACCUUAUUGUUAUUUCCACUGCUGCAGAAAGUAUCUGAAAGGAUUUGGAUGCAAAAAUAUUGUGAUGUUUACAAAACUACCAGUUAAUAGACCAUAGUGGAAUUUGCGCCAUAAUGUGUCCAUUGUUUUCCUUUCAAAUGUGUAAACAGGAGAGUAGGAACUAGCGAAGGGAAUUGGGACUGUGUGUCACACUUUGUUUCCAAACAGUGACGCCUACUAGUAUGACAUGUAACUAAUAUUGUAUUGAUCUAUUAAACAUUGUUGACACAUUGUUACAGUGUAACUUCAGCGGAAAUGUUGCUAUUUGGUAGUGCCUAUUGGAAUGUAUCUAGUAAUGCUGCGUUAUUCGGAUAGGUAUUCACAUUUCUCUAGCAAAAUAAGGUCUUAAUAAAGGUGAAUAAAUAAUGGUUUUAAUGACAGGCCUUAAAACUUCAAUAAUUGUUCAUUUGGAACAAACCAAAAAUAACCACACUUUUUUUCUUCCAAAUUUAGAAUGUAUCAGCAGGGGGGCAUGUUGGGUAAAGAUCUCAUUACAACUCCGUGAAAUGUCGGCGACACACGCAGUGUCCCAGACUUGACCAGGCUAAAUUAUCAAACCAUUUAAGCGUUAGGUGUUUUACAUCGCAGAUCGAUAUCUCAUCAGAAUCCACUUGGUGCCCAUAUCGCAUAUCAUAAUGUUGAAGUCGGAUUUCCCUCCAGCCUAUGAAGAUGCAUUACAUGGCCGCAGGCCCGGGUAUGGGAACUACCCACAGCCCCCACCAGCAUAUGGACCAUACCCUGCUCAGUCCUCAGCUCAAUACCCAGGACAAGCAGGGUACCCUCUGGGCUACCCUCCAUCUGGGAUGCCUUAUUCCAUUCCUCUAGGAAUGCCCACCUCCAACCCAGUGGAAGACGAUGAAUUUGCAUAUUCUACUGCAUGGGAAAGCACUUCUAUUCGACAUGCAUUCAUCCGAAAAGUGUACUUAAUUUUGGCUGCUCAGCUCAUCGUCACUGUAUCAAUUGUGGCUGUGUUUACAUUUGUUGAUGAAGUACGUGCGUUUGUCAUUAGGAACCCAGCCGUGUACUGGACAUCAUUCGCUGUUUAUUUAGUCACUUACUGCAUUCUUGUCUGCUGCAAAGGGCCAAGGAGACGCUUUCCUUGGAACUUUGUGCUGCUGGCCAUUUUUACACUGGCCAUGUCCUACAUGACAGGAACAAUAUCAAGUUACUAUGACACAAAAGCAGUGUUUCUGACCAUUGGAAUAACAGCAAUAGUGUGCAUAAUUGUCACCAUCUUCUGCUUUCAAACUAAGGUGGAUUUUACGUCUUGUGGGGGACUUUUCAGUAUUCUUGCCAUCGUACUCUUGGUUACUGGGAUCAUCACAGCCGUCGUACUAUCCUUCAAAUAUGUCCCAUGGCUUCAUAUGCUCUAUGCUGCUAUCGGAGCUGUCAUUUACACCCUGUUUUUAGCAUACAACACCCAGCUUCUCAUCGGAAACCGCAAGCUUUCCAUCGGCCCAGAGGAGUAUGUUUUUGGAGCACUUUCACUUUAUGUUGACAUUGUCCAGAUCUUCAUUUUCCUCCUACAACUAGUUGGGGCUUCCACAGAUUAAAGGCAGGAGGAUGAUGCACAACCUAGUGUGGAUGGAUCCUACUUAUAUUGUAAUUUUUCAUCUCAAACAGUUGCUGCUCAUACAUAACUGUAAAUUAUGCUUAUUUUUUAGUAUUUUAAUGCCAUUAACAUAACCCUAUGAGAGUACUGCAAACUUUCAAUUAAGAUUGUUAUAUAUCUAUAGUAUAUUGACUUAUUAUUCCCAGAAUGGAUGUUGGUUAUGUGAUGAUUUGGUAAGUUAUGAAUGCAAUAUGCAUACAUGAUUGUCUGAAUCGCAUUUGAUUUUACCUACAUAUUUGUUUAACAUAUAUUUAUUGUCCUUAUGUUGCCUUUGUCCUUAAGCCGUAAGAAUGUAAAACAUAAUUAAAUAAUUUAUUUUCAGUCCUUUAUAUGUCAAAAUGGCUGAAUAAACUUUCCAUGUAUGCAUCUAUUGGUGGUGCUAUAUUUAAGCAAUAAGGCCCAAGGGGGUGUGGUAUAUGGCCAAUAUACCACGGCUAAGGGCUGUUCUUCGCAUGA
Coregonus clupeaformis (lake whitefish) is the source of this 2224-nucleotide messenger RNA. RefSeq names its product protein lifeguard 3-like. Bases 792 to 1709 code for a protein of 305 amino acids. Lineage: Eukaryota; Metazoa; Chordata; Actinopteri; Salmoniformes; Salmonidae. The record is from RefSeq and is a predicted model, not a curated record. The transcript has 12 exons. Gene Ontology annotation, cellular component: endoplasmic reticulum; Golgi apparatus; membrane. Gene Ontology annotation, biological process: negative regulation of apoptotic signaling pathway.